AUUCUUCUCUUCCUUCAUUCCCCGCUCUCAGUUGUGUCCAAUCUUACAUGUUACUCUUUCGUUAGGCCCACCAGACUAUCACUAUGUGCGGCAUUAUUGCGAGUUGUAUCUGCCGUCAAGCUCUGGAUACGACGAACAUACACGGCAAUGCUAUCGGCCACACAAACAAUAUUGUCAGAGGCACCAAUAGCAACCCAACCAAGAGCCAAGCGGAGGAGGCUAUCGAUGAUACCGCGGGCGAGGCCUUAGCCAAGCAACUCCAAGCUGGCAUUGACACCAUCAAAUAUCGCGGGCCAGAUGGGUCUGGUGUUUGGGUGAGCUCUGACGCCAGUGUAGGUCUCGCACACUGCCGACUCUCCAUCAUCGAUCCAACUCCCAACGGCGCCCAGCCCCUGCACAGCGAUGACGGUCUGACCCAUGCUGUAGUCAACGGGGAGAUAUAUGAUCACGAUCGCUUGCGCGAGGCCUGUGCGAUUGAGCAUGGGUAUACAUUCACCGGUCACAGUGAUAGUGAGUUGGUUGUCGCCUUGUAUAAGAUCUACGGCGCGCCGGGCCUUUUUGAACACUUUCGUGGGGAGUUUGCCUUCGUGCUGUUUGAUGAGAGAAAAAAUAGCAAAAGACUCAUCGCCGGCCGCGACCGAUUUGGCAUCAAGCCUCUGGUAUGGACCACUCUCGGCGAUCGAGUCCUCUUUGCGGCAGAAGCCAAGGCAUUCCUUUCUUUAGGCUGGAAACCCGAGUGGGAUGUCCGUAGCAUCACCGACGCUGGUUGGAUGAUUGACGACAGGACCCUCUUUAGAGGCGUGAGAAAGGUGAUGCCGGGGCACUGGAUUGAGAUCACCGAUGAGCGCGGUUUGGAGGUCCACAAGUAUUGGGAUGCCGAGUAUCCCGCCAAGAUGAAGCCAGAUCCUCGAACGAUUGAUGAAAUGGUUCUUGGAGUACGUGAAAGACUUGUCGAGGCUGUUCGAAUCCGGCUACAAGCCGAUGUUCCGGUAGGGGUCUACCUUUCCGGCGGUAUCGACUCAUCAGCCGUAGCAGGCAUAGUGACAGAGCUGGCGAGUAAGGAGCAUGUUAAAAUCGGCAGCAAGCAAGAUACAGAAGUUGUCUGCUUUACUAUUCGGUUUCCACACGAAUCAGGCUAUGAUGAGUCUGGCAUUGCUGAUCGUACGGCUGAAUGGCUAGGUAUCAAAAUCAUCAAGAAGGACAUCGACGAGGAGACUCUUGCGAACAGUUUCGCUGAUAUGGCAUAUCACUCUGAGCACCACCAUUUUGACCUCAAUUCGGUUGCCAAAUUCGCUCUGUCAGCUUUACCCCGUGAGCAUGGCAUCAAAGUCGUUUUAACCGGCGAGGGGUCCGAUGAACACUUCUUGGGAUACACGUACCUCCCCGCCGAGUUCUUACGUGAACCUGACUUGAGCUCGCCCGAUUCAAUCUUGACCAAAGAUAAUGCCUUGCGUGAGAAAUUGCAGAAAUCUGCCGCUGCAGAGAUUAAUGCUAUUGUGGGCUCUCAAGGCUGGGCAGAGGAUGAGCACCUACUCGGUCCUGAUGCUACGGUUCCGACGGAUGUUAAUAGGAACGCGGUGCCCAAUGCUCUCUUAGCCAUGCGGCCUCCGGAUGCCAUUUUCCUGCAACAGAUACGAGACCAGUAUCAGGCCAAGUGGGAUAUGCGUGACACCUUCUUGGCCAGCUAUUCGACCGAAGUGCGGGCAAAGAUACGAGAAAAGUGGCAUCCCGCGCAUACUGCCAUGUAUAUGUGGAAUAAGAGCGCGUUGAUCAACGUCAUCUUAUCCUGCCUGGGCGACCGUGCCGAGAUGGCACACGGUAUUGAAGGGCGCACACCAUUCCUAGACCAUCACCUAGCCGAAUAUGUCAACUCACUGCCGCCAAGCACUAAGCUCAAGUACACACCACCCGAAGAGGGCGAUCAGGACAAGGUUGAAAACUUUUGGUGGAACUCUGCCGGUUCAGCCCUACGGUCUCUCACGGAGAAGUGGAUCUUACGAGAGGCUGUUCGCCCCUACAUCACUGACGAGCUCUAUGCUCGCAAAAAGGUCCCUUUUCUCGCCCCUGCGCGCUGGCCUAGAGAUGGCCCGCUGCACAACAUGUUUAGGAAGCUCCUGUCUCCCGAGGCGGUGGACAACCUUGGCUUCGUUGAUGGUCGUGUUAUUGAGGAGGCGUUGAACGGGGCCUUUGGUGACGAUGGCGAUCCGGCGCUGUUUCGCCUUCUAUGUUACGCGGGUAGCUGGGUGGUAUUGGCAAACAGAUUCAGUAUUAAGAAGACAUCCAUUGAGGAAUCUGGCUGGUUGAACUAGGCUUGGUACUGGAGAUGCUGGGAGUAGGCUAGACGGGUUUCUGAUGGCCAUCUAGUGUAGUGGUGACUUGAAGCAAGUAUCUGUCGGAAUUCCGCUAUGGCAAAAGGGAAUGAUCACUCCUCUUGCCGGUAGCGUGAUUGUAGCCCAUAUCUCCGUCUGACAGUAUCGAGAGCAGAAAUGGACGACGAGUCAGGUGGAGAAAUGGCGAGAUGAUGCUAGUUAAAGGGGGUGUCAUUAG
This is a messenger RNA of Ilyonectria robusta, 2547 nucleotides long. RefSeq names its product asparagine synthetase. Gene Ontology annotation, cellular component: cytosol. Lineage: Eukaryota; Fungi; Ascomycota; Sordariomycetes; Hypocreales; Nectriaceae. Bases 84 to 2309 code for a protein of 741 amino acids. Gene Ontology annotation, molecular function: asparagine synthase (glutamine-hydrolyzing) activity. The transcript has 3 exons. The record is from RefSeq and is a predicted model, not a curated record.